Benincasa hispida (wax gourd) is the source of this 957-nucleotide messenger RNA. RefSeq lists its product as uncharacterized. NCBI's taxonomy places the organism in Eukaryota, Viridiplantae, Streptophyta, Magnoliopsida, Cucurbitales, Cucurbitaceae. The record is from RefSeq and is a predicted model, not a curated record.
ACAAGUCAACUCCACCAUUAUUUCAACUCUGGCCGACGUUUUACGCCAAAAUUCCCCCACCUGCUCGCUUUCUGCUUUGUCCCAUUCCCCAAUUUCCUUCCAAAUCAGUGUGCUUUCAAUUCCCCCUUUUUCCUCUUGAUUCUAAUUCUUUUCGUUUCACAUGACCUGAUUUAUUUGAUCCUUUGAUCGAAAUUCGAUUCUGCUUCUAAAUCUCUUUCAGUCAUUACAUCGAACUUUUGGUGGGCAUUCGAAAUGAGGACCAAAACAGCGCAAAAUCAAAGCAAAUUCAUCCGAUUCGUUACACUACCCAUCAGAGCUUUAGGCAAGGCCAAGGAUUUCUAUGUAAGAAGCAUCAUGGAUUGUGCUCCAAGAGUCUCUCAUGGCUACCCAUCUGGCCAAUUGCCCGUCUUGCCCAAAAGCUACAGCUCUCGCUCUUGCAGAUCCAAUGAAACCGACGAUUUCAGAGAGCUUGUUAAGGCCGCUUCCGUUAGAAGCUUGGACAUUAAAGAUAUCGAUGCCGAUAUUCUUUAUCCACAGAGGCUAAAACAGUCCAAAGGGCUGCCCAAAAGUUGCAGUGUUGGAAUGGGUAGGAUUGAUGAGGAUACUGCUUGUGAAUUUGAAGAUGGCGUUGAAGAUAAGGCUGAUUUGGUUUAUCCAAGAAGUAAAAGCUACGCUGUGACGAAUUCAAAACCUGGGUUUUGAUUUUCAAUUCCCCUGUUCUUCAAAUUAUUCUCAAACAGUUCAAUUUUUUGAAUGAUUGGGAAUCAAAAAAGGAGGAAUUUCCUUGGAGACUUUGAGUCUUUGAUCAUGCUGUUCUUCUGUGUUCAUGUAAAUAUUAUGUGUUACCAUCCACACCCAAGUCAUUUUUGCCUUUUCCCUUUUUUCAGUUGGAGUAAAUUAGUAGUCAAGAUAUUCAAAAUAAAAAUUCUCGUUUCUCUUUGGAAUAUUUAUUCUAAA